UCUCGGGCAGCUACUGUUCAUUGCAGUUAUUGCUGCCAAGAAAGGAGGGCAUCAGGCUUAAGGGGACUCAUCCCAACCUUCCUCCCAGUCCCAGGAGUAGUCCAGCAUCCUUCAGAGAGGCUCGAAUGGAAUAUUCUAUGGGCAAGCUAAUAUCACCUCACCUCUGCUGAGGUGGGAGCUGGUGGGUCCUCCCUGUUAACUGUGCAUCUCAGUGUCUUUUCUCCAAGUGAGCUUGACCUUGAAAGGAUUGUCACUGUGAACCAAUCAGACAGGAGUCUCCUUCACUGGCUCAGGGUCAGGAGAACAAACAGCGUAUGAAACACUCUGACGAGAACAAAAGUCCCAGCGCUGAUAGGCAAAUCUCAAGCUUGGGCAGCUGAGCCAAGAACAGGAGCCAGAGUCCACCUGCCUUGUUCACAUGCGUAGAAGUCAAGUGCAGGCUUGAUCUGCAUCAGAUUCCUUUUGCCCAGGAUCUGUCAUAGCAGGUAGCUGACGAGAUUUCCCUGCAAGGACCAGCAACAUGCACUGUGCCAUCCAAAACGCAGCCGUGCUGGAGGGGGCUCAUUUGAUGCAGGUCUUCUGGCAGGAUGGCUCGGAGUCUCUCUACCCAGCUGUAUGGCUGCGAGACAAUUGCCAGUGUCCCGACUGCUACCUGGAUUCUGCAAAAGCGCGGAAGCUCCUCAUCGAAGCUCUUGAUGUGAACAUCGGGAUUCAAGGCUUGACGUUUGACAGGAAAAAGGUUUGUAUCACAUGGCCAAAUGAGCAUUACAGUGAAUUUGAAGCUGACUGGCUGAAGAAAAGAUGUUUUUCACAGCAGGCCAGAGAAAAACUCCAAAGAGAAUUAUUUUUGCCAGAAUGUCAGUACUGGGGCGCCGAGCUCCAGCUACCCACACUGGAUUUUGAAGAUGUUUUAAAAAAUGAUGAACAUGCCUGCCAGUGGCUCUCCACCCUCAAGAAAAUAGGCAUAGUACGACUCACAGGAGCAUCUGACAAACGAGGACAAGUUUUAAAACUUGGGAAAAGGAUCGGUUUCCUUUAUCUCACAUUUUAUGGACAUACUUGGCAAGUGCAAGACAAAAUUGACGCAAACAAUGUGGCUUACACAACCGGGAAGCUAAGCUUUCACACUGAUUAUCCAGCCCUCCAUCAUCCACCUGGGGUUCAGUUUCUGCACUGCAUAAAGCAAACAGUCACUGGGGGUGAUUCAGAAAUCGUAGAUGGGUUUAACGUAUGCCAAAAGCUCAGGGAAAAAAAUCCUCGAGCAUUCCAGAUUUUGUCCUCCACUUUUGUGGACUUUACAGACAUUGGCGUGGAUUACUGUGAUUUCUCUGUGCAAUCCAAACACAAAAUUAUAGAAUUAGAUGAUAAAGGCCAAGUGGUUCGCAUCAACUUCAAUAAUGCAACCAGAGACACGGUAUUUGAUGCACCCGUCGAAAGAGUUCAGCCUUUCUAUGCUGCUCUGAAGGAGUUUGUUGACCUCAUGAACUGUAAAGAAUCCAAGUUUACUUUCAAGAUGAAUCCAGGUGAUGUGAUUACUUUUGAUAACUGGCGUUUACUUCAUGGCCGACGUAGCUACGAAGCAGGAACUGAGAUAUCCCGCCAUCUAGAAGGAGCUUAUGCCGACUGGGAUGUGGUCAUGUCAAGGCUUCGUAUCUUAAGGCAGAGUAUCCAGAAUAGAAACUGAAUCUCCCGUCUAUAAUUUCAGUAAGAUUCCAACUAUAAGACAUGACAAGGUUGUCUUCACAGACCAUGAUCCAUGUCAUUUCCAUAUUAAUUUCUUUCACAUUGAACAUGUCACCUUUCUUGGACGGGUUUUCUUUUCUUUGUAAUCAUAUAUAAUGCCAACUUUUUAGAUGUAUUAGCAGUGUUCUUUCUAUAUACAAAGCAUUUCUUCUGCUCUAUUGUAUGUAGGAUCUAAUUUCUUUUGCCUAUAUAUGAGUCUCCAGAAUGCCUACAAAUAGUUGUACCAAAUAAAACUUUUUCAAAUAAACCCUUUUUUAAAAAAGAUUUUGUUUCAAAUAAAGCUUGUGUUUCAAA
Messenger RNA from Neogale vison (American mink), 2037 nucleotides. RefSeq names its product gamma-butyrobetaine hydroxylase 1 (gene BBOX1). NCBI's taxonomy places the organism in Eukaryota, Metazoa, Chordata, Mammalia, Carnivora, Mustelidae. Gene Ontology annotation, biological process: carnitine biosynthetic process. The record is from RefSeq and is a predicted model, not a curated record. Gene Ontology annotation, molecular function: iron ion binding; gamma-butyrobetaine dioxygenase activity. Gene Ontology annotation, cellular component: mitochondrion. The coding region runs from base 521 to 1684 and encodes 387 amino acids. The transcript has 8 exons.